GUCGACUCUCGUAAUCAAACCCAUAUCAGUACUCUCUGUUUUUCUCUCUUCAAGAUUCAACCGCCAUGAAAGACGACCAGCAACGCCCUCUUCACCUCCAUACGCACCAACGAAGCAGAUUUCCCAUCACCAAGCUCUUCACUCACACCACCGCCUACGUUGUCCUCGUCUUAUUCAGCUACGCCAUGGGUUAUCUCUCUCACUCCUCUCCUACCCAGCAACAGCAGCAGCAACUUCCCCAACUAACUCCUCCUCCUCCUCCUCUUCCGGUUUCCCUACUCGACAGCUUCCGAGUCACCGCUCAGUGCUCCAACUCACCCGUCCCUCCGCACCUCGUCUUCCCAACCAUACUCGAUCGAGUAUUCAAUAACACCUCCCCCUACUCGAAUUUUCCGCCAGCCUACCUUCGAGCUUUCCUCAGGGGAAAAAGAAUCAAAGGCUGGGGAUCCAACGGCGCCGUUUUCGAACACUUGAUCGAACGAGUCAAACCCCGAAUUAUCAUCGAAGUGGGCACUUUCUUGGGCGCAUCAGCUCUCCACAUGGUCAACGUGACUCUCAAACUCGGCCUCAAAACUCAGAUACUCUGUCUCGACGACUUCCGUGGAUGGCCGGGUUUCAGAUACCGUUUUAAGGACAUCAACAUGAUAAACGGCGACGUUUUGUUGCUUCAGCAGUUCCUCCAAAAUGUGGUCUAUUUCAAUGCGACCGAGUCGGUUUUACCCGUUCCGUUCUCAACGGGUUCGGGUCUGGAGAAGCUAUGCGAGUGGGGAAUAAAAGCGGAUUUGAUAGAGAUCGAUGCGGGGCAUGAUUUCAUAUCCGCUUGGGGAGAUAUUAACCGGGCGUAUCGGCUGUUGAGACCCGGUGGAGUAAUUUUUGGGCAUGAUUAUUUUACUGCGGCGGAUAACCGCGGAGUAAGAAGGGCAGUAAAUUUGUUUGCAAAAAUGAAUAAUCUCAGGAUCAAGACAGACGGUCAACAUUGGGUGAUUGACACUAAUUCAAAAAAUGCACUCCAAAAGCAUUAGCAAAGA
Hibiscus syriacus is the source of this 1028-nucleotide messenger RNA. RefSeq lists its product as uncharacterized. The record is from RefSeq and is a predicted model, not a curated record. Lineage: Eukaryota; Viridiplantae; Streptophyta; Magnoliopsida; Malvales; Malvaceae. The transcript has a single exon. The coding region runs from base 66 to 1022 and encodes 318 amino acids.